ACUAACCCUAGAAGACUCAUUCUUCAUUUCAUUUCUUCUCUCGCCUCACACACACACUCUUUCACCUUCCUCUUCAAACCCUAGUGCCGCCGUCGCCGCCGCCGCCGCCGCUUCUAACCCCAACAACCUCACCAUCAAAUCCUCCUACCAACAUGAAUCACCACUUUCCAACUUGAUUCACUUUGUUUUACGCCUUUCGCUGUCAUUUAAAACAAAGGAUUUAAGUGACAAUCAAACUUGAAUCAUCCACGAACCCAGAUCUUGAUCUUGUUGACUUUCUCUGUGUUACUACGCUCAAAUCAAAGAUUCAAAGGUAAGAUCUGCUGUUUUUUAUGUUUGUAUUUUUAUAACCUUUGAUUUAGUGUUUCUGACUAUUUGCUUUUGUUUUUGUCAUGAUUCACAUAAUCUCUGCCCCGCACAUGCUUCAAAUCUGAAGGUUGGUUUUUGUUACAUUUUUCAUAUUUUGAGCUUUGAUUUUUUCACUUAAUGCUUCGAACAUUUAUUUAUUUUUUUGUUUCAAUAUCAUCUCUGCUGCUUAUGCAUCUGCUGAAGAUUUGAAGGAAAGAUGAAUCAAGAGGUUAAUAGCAUUCAAAGCCCAGGUGCAAGGACUCUAGCAAGUGGAGGAGUUAAUGAGCAAGGAGAGCAUUAACUCUGAUUUUGAAAAUGUCACAAUCAAUCCCAACUGAAGAUACUGAAGAUAGGAUUAGCGCAUUACCAGAUCCCAUUAUACAUGACAUACUUUCAUUUCUACCAACCAAAAAAUCUGCCGCCACAAGCAUCCUUUCAAAGAGAUGGAAACCACUAUGGCUCUCAGUUCCCAAUCUCCAAUUCGACGACAGAUCCUUCCCAAACUACGACUCCUUUUACAGAUUUGUGUCCUCCGUCUUUCUCUCACUAGACAUCAAGUUAUCCAUCCGAUCAUUCCACCUCAAAUCUUCACAUGCUUCUAUCCAUCACUUCCACGAUGUCAAUCGAUUUGUCUACGCCGCAGCGCAACGAGGAGGAAUCGAGAACCUCAAUCUCGAAUUACCUACCAUGAAUUUCGUUAGAGUCGAUAUACCUCCUAGUAUUUUCGGUUGUAGGACCCUUGUCGUUCUUCGGUUGUCUAAGUUAAAAGUGAAUGUCCUUUCUCACUUGGUUGUAGAUUUCCCUCUCCUAAAAACUCUUCGCCUAUGUUAUGUGGGAUUCGAAUGUCAUGAUUAUAUCAUAAAGCUUCUAUCAGGAUGUCCCAUUCUAGAGGAAUUGCAAUUAGAAUGGACAUCUGUGGUGAAUUACAACCAGUCACCUGCUUUACCGGAGAAUUUUCAAUGCUUACCGAAUUUUAUUAGAGCAAACAUUUCUGACUUGUGGUCUACCGCGGAUGCUGUGUUUACUUUGAUUUGCAAGGCAAAGAUUCUGUAUUUAGACCUGGGCAAUUGUAACAACCAUUUCCCUGUAUUUCUAAAUCUAAUCCACAUGGAACUUAUCCUUAACCGUGACUGCCGUGGGAAGUGGAAUUGGGUGAUAGAAGUGUUGAGACGUUGUCCCAAACUUCAAAAUCUUACCAUUCGUCAGGAUUCUCCGAAUGGAAAUGAAGUUGGGGAUAAUUGGAUGGAUCCAACAGUUGCUCCAGAAUGCCUUUCAACACAACUCAGAACGUGCAUGCUUAAAGGUUGUAACAGCAUGAAAUGUGAGGUUCAAUUUGCAUACUAUAUUAUGCAGAAUGCGAAAGUAUUGAACACCAUGACAAUUAAGAGUGCAUCUUACAUAGAUACAAAUACCAAGCACCAAAUGAAAACAAAAUUUGCUUCAUCGACAAGGGCCUCAACAACAUGUAAACUCUUAUUUGAUUGAUGACAGCUAGGGCAUCGCUGCAUUAGUUCUUAUGUGUGCUUUUUGUAUUAGAUUCUAACAUAUGCAAUGCUAAGAUUUAAUGGUUUUCAAAGGCAUGAGAUCUGUUUCAUUUUGACUCUGUCAUUUAGAUUUUCAAAUAUGUAUUGGCUUUCAUGUAUUAAAGGUAUGUCAGAUCCUUUCAACCGA
Molecule: messenger RNA, 2019 nt
Organism: Medicago truncatula (barrel medic)
Lineage: Eukaryota; Viridiplantae; Streptophyta; Magnoliopsida; Fabales; Fabaceae
Product: FBD-associated F-box protein At3g52670
Exons: 7
Coding region: 664-1833 (389 amino acids)
Molecular function (GO): protein binding
Source: RefSeq, a predicted model, not a curated record